AUGCCCGGACCUUUAAAGAUGUCUCAAAGGCUGCAGAAAGCCAAAGACAAGGCAGGUGAAUUUUUUGACGAAGCUAUUGCUUCAAGCAGAGAGUUUCUCAAGAAACACAGUGCACCAAUGGAUGAAGGCGACGACGACAUUGGGACCGUUGAGCGCCUUGUUGGCCCUCCAAGGCCAAUAUUUGAUGAGCUUUGGACGAGAGAAGAUGAAGCAUCACUGCGUAACGCAUGGGAGAUGUCACAGCUACAUGACGACCUUCGAAGUACUUCUCGGGUCAAGUUUAUGGCUAAGCUUUGGACGGCAUGCUACAACACAAUGCAUUGUUCGCCUUGUGCCCUCGUGUCACCAAGAUACAAGCUUAUAUUUCAGGGUUCUAUAAGCCCCAAACACGAUGACAGUCCCGAACCCGAUAAUAGUCUUGGACAAGUGGAGAAAAUUGUUGCCCAGCUCGUUGCUCCCACCCAAGGAGCCAGCAAUGCCAUAUCUACCUUGGUAUGCCACCCCCUCUGGCAGGGGAACCCAUCAUUUCUAGCCACUGCUAUUCAGUGUGCUGUUAUCUGCCGUACCGACGACAGGCGACCAUGGGUAAUGGCCCUAACCGCCCGGAAUAUUCCUGAAAUAGAAGCUCUAAGAGAGCGCGUUGCUUGUCCUCAGACUGAGCCUAUCAGCGCGACACUGGCUCAGUGUGUGCAAGGUAUCAGUGGGGGUGACGUUGUGCCGACCCUUCUAGCCUUUCUUGACUGGCUUGCGCAGAGGAUCAAACGCCCAGAGAUGGCUGAGGUCGAGGGUGACGGCGGCAUGUACCAUGUUCAGCUCAGGGACCUAAACAACAUCAUCGGAGCCCUUGAUACGUUCACCUGCCGUGGGUUCCCCAGGUUUAUGAACACGGAGUUCAUAGAGGCAGCCACACGGUGGAGUUUGUCACAGCUAUCGUUCCCUAAGCAAGCUGAGGUAGUGGCUUUGCACGAACGCUCGACGCUUCAUGAGCUACGAAUGUUCUCUCGCAGCCAAAGGCGCAUGGGGAGAGACUCACCCAUGGACAUGGAUAUGGAUCAGGAGCAUGAUGGCAGGCCCGAAGCGAUCAAGGGGCCAGGGCCAGAGCUAGAGGUAUAA
Messenger RNA from Pochonia chlamydosporia 170, 1113 nucleotides. RefSeq lists its product as hypothetical. NCBI's taxonomy places the organism in Eukaryota, Fungi, Ascomycota, Sordariomycetes, Hypocreales, Clavicipitaceae. The record is from RefSeq and is a predicted model, not a curated record. The transcript has a single exon. Bases 1 to 1113 code for a protein of 370 amino acids.